Molecule: messenger RNA, 1659 nt
Organism: Histoplasma mississippiense
Lineage: Eukaryota; Fungi; Ascomycota; Eurotiomycetes; Onygenales; Ajellomycetaceae
Exons: 6
Coding region: 1-1659 (552 amino acids)
Molecular function (GO): myosin binding
Source: RefSeq, a predicted model, not a curated record
AUGAUGGAACUGGCCUGUAUGAAUAUUACUGCCAAUGAGGACGACAGCAACAUGGCCACUAGGGCAACAGAGAUCAAUCACCACCAGCGCCGUGGUGGUAUAGAGGGCGAAGGAGUAGCAGAGCAAGACUGGGCGCCUCAACAAGAUGACCACCAUCCGACGCUAACUCCCCUAGAUUCAUCGACGGUGGAUUUCGCUCCUCGAGGACCCCCUACAUUUCAAGAUCGAAUACGAAAUAAACUACCUGCGCCGUUACAACUGAAGCCCAUGGGUCGUCAAGAAACUGUGAACAAGAUUCACAACAUCUGCAAAGUGGCAGUCAGCACGAAAAUAGGAAAAAGCGAGAACGAGCGUUUUCUUGAACAAUUUGGAUAUACCAUCGUUGCGUCCCAGCUCCUCAACGAGCAAAGCGCCCCUUCGUACAGCACCGUAACGGGGUUGCUAUCAAAUACAGCUCAUAAUGCAGAUUUAUCAGGCACACGAGCAGCAAGUUUUGGUAUACGAGGGGCGAUAUUCACAGCUGGGGCAUCGUUUUCGGUGGUCUGGAUACUCCACUGGGCCAGGUCUCGUCAGGGUUCCGGUUGGGAUUUCCGGCGGAUCUGCAUCCUUAUUACUCUUCUACUGGCAGUCGCAACCGCAUUCUACGCAUUCGCUAAACGCCAGUGGCUGAAAUACCUUCGUCGCCACGCGGUGGAUAUUGCUUCUGUACUCGUCGCCAAUGCGCAGUCUUUCGACUCUGCAGCUUCAGCUUCGGAACUAGACGAACCUAAACCAUCGGCUGACAAUGCGAUGGAAGACAAAACAUCAUUGCGAUCCCUAAGACAUCUAUUUUCUAGAGCUUACGCAGCCAGAAAGGCUACGCUAUGCUGUCUGCUAGCUCUACCGGCGGAUGGUGGGGAGGUUGAUAUUGGAAAUUGGAGCACUGCUAUUGAGGAGAUGCAACGUCUCGCUGCUACAAAUGGAACUUGCGUGCAGAAGCUGGCAGCCAUACUUAACGAGCAAGAUCACAUUAUUAUUCCACCAUCUCCUCAAUCCAAGCUCAGCCCCAAUAAGGAUCGUCAUCGCGCACAACUAAGACGACUCAAUUCUCUAUCUCAAGGAAUCCGUGGACUGCAUGCUAAAAUGCAGCUCAUCCGCGAAGAAUCAAAUGCCAGCCUUGAACGAGCAACCGAUGAUGCAGAUUUCGGCACGACCUUAACAACCCUCUACCAAUCUAUCGGCGCAGACCUAAGAGGGAUACUACAAGAGUGGGAAGCCGGGAAAUCUUCAUUAUUAGCCACUUUAGAAAACCCAGAUCGUCUCUCACGACCCACCAGUCUACUCAGAUCGCCAGCAUCGCCGACAUUUAGCUUAGGUGGCGCGACUGCGGUUGACGGUGGUCCAGCGGAGGCGCUUCGGGCAUUGAAUGGCGAAGACCAGCACCUCACAGCCCCAGACAACAACAUGGAUGAGCAUGAGGUUUUUGAAGCUAUUGCCCUACCCCGGAAGCGAAACUCCAUGACACGAGAUGAAAGAAUAGCCCGGAUGAAAGAAGAACGGGCUAGACAAGCCGUGGCGAGAGAGAAAUCGGACGCAAAUACACACAUGUUAAGAGAGCUGGAGACAGUUAUCAAGUUGCGUCCGCGCGGAAAAACGGCACCCCGAGUUACCAGCAUCUGA